CACAUGGCCACAACAACCAUGCAUAGUUUACCAGUUGAGCUGCUAGCGGAAAUAUUCACCCAUUGCCUCCCCAAAAAUGCAACACCGACCGCUACAUCUAACUCUCCUCUGCUUCUAAUGCGGGUCUGUCGACUUUGGCGCGAUAUUACUGUUGCAACCCCAGUGUUAUGGACGACAUUUUCUAUCGACUUGACGUCGGCCAAGGGUAUGAUACCAUCCGAAAGUUUGGAACUGUGGCUUUCGCGCUCCCAAAACAUGCCCUUGACUAUCAACGUUGACGACGCCGGCUGCGAGGAACCUCGGGCUGACCCGCAGUAUUGGAUGGUUUAUGAGGAGCUCUGUCGACACGCUCAGAGAUGGCAAAGCGUAACUUUCAACAUACCGUUCGCCGCUAUCUGGUGCCUUCCUACCCAACAACCGCUUAAGCUACUCAAGGGGCUCAAGUUUGGGAGCGAGGAGGAGGAUCAGCCCGUUCCUGGCCAGGCCCUGGAGAGCUUCGCUACCGCCCCACAACUGCGCGCUGUUGAUAUUACGCUAGACGCUUCCGGAGCCGUCUACAUUCAAGGAAUCCAUCUCCCUUGGCACCAGUUGACAACCUUCCGUGGCACGUUGUUUGCCACGUAUGAAUGUGCAUUUGUUUUAAGGGAGGCGACUAAUCUCGUUGACUGUCGAUUCAGCGAUGUAUCUACUGGGAUGGUCUCAGAUAGCCCUCCGAAACCACACUUCCAACUUUGCGAACUCCAAAUGGAUGCGCGAAAUCUGAUAACUUGCUUGGACCUUCUCCCGUUCUUCUCCUUCCCCAACUUGAAAAGGCUGGCGUUGGGAUCGCUGGUUCGCGAAGGCCGUAGUCAGAUUUCUUGGUCUGUGUUCAAUUCACUAUUGUCGAGAUCUUCUUGCUCUCUUGUCCGGCUUGACAUUUCGGUCAACAACAUAAAAUGGACAGAUUCACUGGUUGAGUGCUUCUCUCUGCUGCCCUCACUAGAGCAUAUGGAGAUUUUCUGGUUCAAUGAAGAAUCCAGCAUUACCCCGCUGCUCCAAACAUCCAAUGCCCUCCUGCCUCGACUCCACACACUUGUUCUCUAUUCGGAAAACUCACCCAGCAGCCCUUGGAUCAAUGACAUAGUCUCUCUCUUGUUUGUCCGCACUUCCGACAAGUGGGUAACGGCGCAUGGUGCCUCCUUGCAACACUUUCACUACAUCUGGAUGAGACUAGGCGACCCUUAUCCUGACGAAACAGUUCAGAGCCGCAUCAAGGCCCUCCGUGACAGAGGCCUGCACGUAGAAUUCCGUCCGAAUGAGCCAUUUGUUUAG
Mycena indigotica is the source of this 1311-nucleotide messenger RNA. RefSeq lists its product as uncharacterized. The transcript has a single exon. Bases 4 to 1311 code for a protein of 435 amino acids. NCBI's taxonomy places the organism in Eukaryota, Fungi, Basidiomycota, Agaricomycetes, Agaricales, Mycenaceae. Gene Ontology annotation, molecular function: protein binding. The record is from RefSeq and is a predicted model, not a curated record.